Messenger RNA from Sceloporus undulatus (fence lizard), 4331 nucleotides. RefSeq names its product SMAD family member 7 (gene SMAD7). Lineage: Eukaryota; Metazoa; Chordata; Lepidosauria; Squamata; Phrynosomatidae. The coding region runs from base 382 to 1914 and encodes 510 amino acids. The transcript is spliced from 4 exons. Gene Ontology annotation, molecular function: transcription regulator inhibitor activity; I-SMAD binding. The record is from RefSeq and is a predicted model, not a curated record. Gene Ontology annotation, biological process: cell differentiation; anatomical structure morphogenesis; SMAD protein signal transduction. Gene Ontology annotation, cellular component: heteromeric SMAD protein complex.
UCCCCGCCGCUUCAGACGGCUUUUCCGCCUGGGGCUUGGAAGGAGGAGGAGGAGGAGAAGAAGCCGGAGAAGGAGAAGGGCAAGCAGCAGGGACCCUUCGGGCAUCGCGGAGGGCUGUUUCUCUUGGCUUUGGGGCUUUCCGUGUUUCGGUGUGUCUCUUCGGAAGGAGCGGGUGGGCAUGGUGGCCCUCUCCCAAGGCCCUUGGAAGGAGAAGAAGAAAGAAGAAGAAGAAGGGAAGACACAUUUCUUUUAAAGAGACUGCAGCCACUCCAGUGGAUGUAAAAGGAGAUUGUCAUUAUUGUUGUUAUUCUUGGAGGGAGAGAGAGAGAGGAAGGGAGGCGAAGAAGGGAAAGGAGACCCAGCCACCCUCAAAGCUGGCGUAUGCUCCAGCUGGCCUUGGCCUCUCCUCCUCUUCCUCGCGGGCCAUCAUCCUUUGGAGAAGGGGCUCCGUCGGAAGCCCUGUCCGACUCCUCCUGCCCUCCUCCUGCUUCCUCCUCCUCCUCCUCUCUCUGCCCCUCCAUCAUUUCAGGCUGCUGCUGGUCCUGGCUGCCUGGACUCGGGCCCCGGCUCCUUCAUGAGUUGCGGACGGCAUGCCCGAUUUUUAGCCGGGGGUCUUCCUUCACGUCCCGCAUGUUCAGGACCAAAAGGUCGGUGCUCGUCCGGAGACUCUGGCGGAGCCGCGCGGCGGGAGGAGCCUCGUUUUCGGCAGCAGCAGCAGCAGCAGCGGGAGCAACGACGCCGGGAGCAGCCGGAGCCGGAGGCAGCCCCGCCGGAGGAGCAGCCGAGGAGGAAGGCGGAGGGGGAGAGUUAGGGGAAGGAGCCCUGGACCCCCGGAUCCAUGGAGGCGGAGGCGGCGGAGGGAGCCGAGGGUGCUGCCUGGGCAAAGGCGGCAAGGGGGCCAAGCUGCACCCCUUGGGCUCCUCGGAGGCCGAGCUCAAGGCCCUGACCCACGCGGUGCUCAAGCGGCUGAAGGAGAAGCACCUGGAGGGCCUGCUGCAAGCCGUCGAGUCCCGGGGGGGCGCCCGCACCUCCUGCCUCCUGCUGCCCAGCAAAGGCGACGCCAAGCUGGGCCAGCACUGGUACUCCCUGCCGCUCCUGCUGGGCAAAGUCUUCCGAUGGCCAGACCUGCGGCCCGGGUCCGAAGUCAAGCGGCUGGUGGGCUGCGAGUGCUACGGGACGAAGAGCCUCCGGCCGGACGCCCUGGUCUGCUGCAACCCCUUCCACCUCAGCCGCCUCUGCGAACUCGAGUCUCCCCCGCCUCCCUACUCCAGAUACCCAAUGGAUUUUCUCAAACCAACUGCAAGUUGUCCAGACUCUGUGCCUUCCUCCACUGAGACAGGAGGAAUUAAUUAUCUAGCCCCUGGGGGGCUUUCAGAUUCCCAAGUUCUACAAGAAGCAGGGGAUCCAUCACACUGGUGUGUGGUGGCAUACUGGGAAGAAAAAACACGUGUGGGGCGGCUGUAUUCUGUCCAAGAGCCUUCCCUGGAUAUCUUCUAUGAUCUACCUCAGGGGAAUGGCUUCUGCCUCGGACAGCUCAAUUCGGACAAUAAAAGCCAGCUGGUGCAGAAGGUCCGGAGCAAGAUUGGCUAUGGCAUCCAGCUGACCAAGGAAGUUGAUGGGGUAUGGGUUUACAAUCGAAGCAGUUACCCGAUUUUCAUCAAGUCGGCCACACUGGACAACCCUGACUCCAGGACGUUACUGGUUCAUAAAGUGUUCCCAGGCUUUUCCAUCAAAGCAUUUGACUAUGAGAAAGCUUACAGCUUACAAAGGCCUAACGACCACGAAUUCAUGCAGCAACCAUGGACUGGCUUCACUGUUCAGAUCAGCUUUGUGAAAGGCUGGGGCCAGUGCUACACGAGACAGUUCAUCAGCAGUUGCCCCUGCUGGUUGGAGGUUAUUUUUAAUAACCGAUGACUCCUGUCACUUAGACCGGACUCAGAAAUGACAUUUUAUAACUACUUUGCUGCUAAAUAUCUCCUUCUGAGUGCUUGCUUUUUCAUGCAACCUUUUUGUCUGUUUGUUCUGUUUUGAGAAAUAGCUUAUGGAAAGAUAUUUUUUCCCUUUUCUCUCUGUUCUUUUGUUUUUGCAUUUUUUGGCUCUGGUAUUUUUGAAAAACAAAAGAUUACGUGUGAAUGACCAAUAACUCAGAAGGCACCUAGAAAAGCAGGUGAGAGGGACAGGAGAGAACUCACUAGGGGAUCAUCUUUUAUCCUUUUUAAGUUAUUACCCCAACCUGGUGGGUGGCAUUAGAUGCAACCUGAUUUUUGCAUAGCUCCCUCUCUUGAAUCAAAAUAAUCGUAAGACUUCUCUCCCUCUUCCCACUUCUGUAAACAUACCCCAACCUAGAGACUUGUGUUUGCUCCUGUAGAUAAUCAGUGUUCUUAGGCUACACUGUAUAUUUCUGUGAAAGGAGUAAAUUUGUGUGCAGAAAGCUCCAUUGAUAAGAUCCAUUUUUUGGCAUUGAAGUAAAUAAAGAGGUCAUCGAAGAAAGACAGACAGCUGCCCCAAAAGCUGCCAGAGUUUCAAUAAAUUUCUGGAUAAGGUUAUUUUAUUAAAAAUGAAAAGCAAGAUCAACUACAUUGGCCAUAAAAUAAAUUUCAAAAUCUGUAGUGGGAGAAUACCUAUACCUAUGCAGUGGGCCCUUUCUAUAUCGGCUGGGGUUUGGUUGCAAGACCCCGCAUGGACACCAAAAUCCAUGGUUGCCCAAGUCCCAUUACAUAAUGUAGUAAAAUGGUUCUCGUAACAUAAAAUGGCAAAAUCAAAGCUUGCUUUUUGGAAUUUAUAUUUUUUUACUAUUUAAGCCAUGGAUGGUGGUAUCUGUGGAUAAAGAAUUUGUGGAUACAGAGGGUCGGUUGUAUUAGGAUGAGCAACAAGUGUGUAAGCUUUUACGAUCUCUUUUAUGGGCAAAAAAUGGGGAGAAGGGGGGAUAAUGUGGUCUGAAUGAUCUAGAACCCAUUUCCCUGAAAUCGCAUGCUAGGCCAUUCUUGAUCACACAACUCUUUAAGUACAAGUCCUCCUUGAACCUGGUGCUAAAUUAUUCACAUCAGUGAGGUGCCUUCCUGCUACACAACAUAAUGUGCACACCUGAACAACAACCCCACUUUGCUGCAGCUUAUGCCAGCCCAUUCCAUCUGCUCUUUCUUACAGCCAUGCUGACUCCUUUGCAGAUAUGAAGGAAACUGACCCCUUGAUGGUGCCCAAAAAGCCCACAUGGUCACUAUGGCACAAAAUCGAAUGUACACAACAUGUGUGCCUACGCAUGUAGUCAGCUUAGGGAGCAAAUGCUGCACAGUAAAAUAUUGGCCAAAUUUGUUCUUAAUAUCUCCUUUCUCAUUCCCUACUCCCUCUCUGUUGCAGCUAUUCUGCUGCUUUUGGACUUCAGGUGUCUGUGUCAUUGUGGAAGCAGCAGCAGCAGCAGCAGCAGCAUGGGUUUGAAAGGGGUAUGCCUGUGUUUCUGUUCUGCUUAAGAGAUAAUUUGUGAUGCCGGGAAAACAAUAAGGUGCAUGGCCUAUGAACUGUGAUGCAGACAUCUUGCUCCCUUCUUGAUAUUUUUCUUUAUAAAGGACGAAAAGGAUUUUCAGUAUUUAUCUCCGUAUAACCUGUCCUGGUUGGGUUUAUGAUAGUACUGUUUGUAUCCAGAAACUGCAGUCAUUCAUUUAUUUCUUCUUGAAUUCAUACACUUAGUAUGAUAAUUUUACACUGUUCUUAGCUCAAUGAGCAUGUUUAGACCGUAACAUAAGCUAUUUUUCUAAAUAUAUUAAAAAAAAGGUUUAAGUGAACAAGAGGAGCUUUCUCAUUGGAAUUUUAGCAUUGAAGUGCUUUGGGAAAUAACAACAACAAAAAAAGAGAGACUUCUUUAAAAAGAACCCUGAGAUUUAUUAAAAGAAAAAAAUUGUAUUUUAUGUUAUAUAUAAAUAUAUUAUUACUUGUAAAUACAAAGACGUUUUAUAAGCAUCAUUAUUUAUGUAUUGUGCAAUGUGUAUAAACAAGAAAAAUAAGAAAAGAUGCACUUUGCUUUAAUAUAAAUGCAAAUAACAAAAUGCCAAAUUAAAAAAAAAGAUAAAAGCAUAAAGUUGGCGUGUGUGUUUUCCCCCCUCCUUCUUCCUAUGAUGAACAUGAAUAUUUUUUGGUAAGAAAACCGAUACAGCUAAACAUUAUUUUUAAAAUGUACACUUGGGGUGCUGUUGUGCACAGCUUGAUUUUUCAGGAUGAGGUGAUGUCAGGGAAAUAUUAACAUUGAACAUUGCAGGUGUUUACAUUGCAACAACUGCUCAUUUGAGCAACACUGUCAGUGUUGCCGGAAGUUGCAAUAAAUUGUCUGUGUGAGCUGA